Grus americana (Whooping crane) is the source of this 3664-nucleotide messenger RNA. RefSeq names its product cadherin 1 (gene CDH1). The record is from RefSeq and is a predicted model, not a curated record. Gene Ontology annotation, molecular function: cadherin binding; calcium ion binding. Lineage: Eukaryota; Metazoa; Chordata; Aves; Gruiformes; Gruidae. Gene Ontology annotation, biological process: multicellular organism development; cell morphogenesis; adherens junction organization. The coding region runs from base 127 to 2784 and encodes 885 amino acids. The transcript has 16 exons. Gene Ontology annotation, cellular component: catenin complex; plasma membrane; adherens junction.
CCGGGGCGGGGAACGGGGACCCGCACCUGCGGGGCGGACCCGGGCCCGGAACCUGCACCGACCCCACCUGCGGCUCCGCGGCGGCAGCGCCCCGAUCCCUCCGGCACCGCACCAGCACCGGCAGCCAUGGGGCGGCGGGGGGGGCUCCCGGCCCCGCUCUGCCUCCUCCUCCUCCUCCUCCUCCAGGUCGGCCACCGGUUGUGCGAGCGGGCAGCACCGUGCCGGCCCGGUUUCACGGCGGAGACCUUCUCGCUCCCGGUGCCGCGGGACGGCGUGGCGGCGGGACGGGCGCUGGGACGAGUGAGCUUUGUGGAUUGCGGCGAGCAGCGGCAUGCCGCGUACCUCUCGGACGACACGCGCUUCAAGGUGAGCAAGGAUGGUGUCGUCUCCACAACCCGGCCCCUGCAGCUCCGGCGGCAGGAGAUCAGCUUCUCCGUCUACACCUGGGACCCCGCGGGCAAGCAGUAUUCAGCCAAGGUGACCUUACACAGGCGGCGGCACCAUCGCCGCCACCACCAUCGCCACCACCAGCAGCAGCAGGACGUGGUGCCCGACGUGCUGACCUUCCCCGAGCCCGGCCACGGCCUCCGGCGGCAGAAGAGGGACUGGGUCAUCCCCCCCAUCAACUGCCCCGAGAACGAGCGGGGGCCCUUCCCCAAGAACCUGGUGCAGAUCAAAUCCAACAAGGACAAGGAGACCAAGGUUUUCUACAGCAUCACGGGGCAGGGGGCGGACACCCCCCCUGUGGGUGUCUUCACCAUCGAGCGGGAGACGGGGUGGCUGAAGGUGACGAAGCCGCUGGACAGGGAGGAGAUCGAUAGAUACAUCCUCUUCUCCCACGCCGUGUCAGCUAACGGGCAGCCCGUGGAGGACCCCAUGGAGAUCAUCAUCACCGUGACGGACCAGAACGACAACCGGCCCAUCUUCACCAAGCAAGUCUUCAUCGGCUACAUCGAGGAAAAUGCAAAGCCGGGCACAUCCGUGAUGACCGUGAAUGCCACGGACGCGGACGAUGGGAUCAACGUGAACAACGGCAUCAUCGGCUACUCCAUCCUCAGCGAGGAGCCCAAGAGCGCUCAACAGAUGUUCACCAUCGACCCAGAGAAGGGCAUCAUCAGCGUCAUCGGCACGGGACUGGAUCGGGAGACCACUCCCAACUACACGCUGAUCAUCCAGGCUGCGGACCAGGAGGGCAACGGCCUGACCAACACUGCCACUGCCAUCGUGAAAGUCACCGAUGCCAAUGACAACCAGCCCAUCUUCAACCCCACCGUGUACGAGGGGGAGGUGAAUGAGAACGAGGUGGGGGUGGUGGUGGCCCGGCUGCACGUGACGGACCAGGACAUGCAGGGCUCCCCUGCCUGGCAAGCUGUCUACCACAUCAAGAGUGGGGACCAGGAUGGAGACUUCAGCAUCACCACCGACCCCAAAACCAACGAUGGCAUCCUGAAAACCGCCAAGGGCCUGGAUUACGAGACUGUGAGCCGGUACAACCUCGUGGUGACGGUGGAGAACGCCAUCCCCUUCACCGUGCCCCUGCCGCUGUCCACGGCCAACGUCCUGGUGGUGGUCGGAGAUGUGAAUGAAGCCCCCGUCUUCACGCCCCCGGUCAAGAAGGUGGAGGUGAUGGAGGACCUGCCACAGGGGCACCAGGUCACCUCUUACACGGCCCGGGACCCGGACAGGGAUCAGAGGCAGAAAAUCACGUACCGCAUGGGCAACGACCCUGCAGGCUGGCUGGACAUUGACCCCAAUAGCGGCAUCGUGACGGUGGCCCAACCGCUGGACCGGGAGGCGGUACACGCCAUCAACAGCACCUACAAGGCCAUCGUCCUGGCCGUGGACAGUGGGUCGCCAGACGCCACCGGCACGGGGACGCUGCUCCUCCUCCUCCAGGAUGUGAACGACAACGGGCCCAUGCCGGAGCCCCGGAUCUUUGACAUCUGCAACCGGCAGCCUGAAGAGCAGACGCUGAACAUCAUUGACAGGGACCUGCCCCCCAACACCCACCCCUUCCAUGCAACGCUGGAGCACGGCUCCAGCGCCAACUGGACCGUCAGGGUGACCGGACAAGACCUCCUGGUGCUGAGCCUGGUGAAGGAGCUGGAGCCAGGGGAGUACAGCAUCUUCCUGAAGCUGACGGACGGGCAGGGCAAGGCGCAGAUGACGCCGGUCAAAGCCCAGGUGUGCGACUGUGAAGGGCCGGCCAAGAACUGUGAGCGGCGAGCGUUCAUCGCCAGCGGUCUGGGCGUCCCUGCCAUCCUGGGCAUCCUGGGGGGCAUCCUGGCGUUGCUGAUCCUGCUGCUGCUGCUGCUGCUCUUCGUCAAGCGGAGGAAGGUGGUGAAGGAGCCGCUGCUCCCGCCGGAGGACGACAUGCGGGACAACGUCUACCACUAUGACGAGGAGGGUGGUGGCGAGGAGGACCAGGACUAUGACCUGAGCCAGCUGCACCGGGGCCUGGACGCCCGCCCGGAGGUGAUCCGCAAUGACGUGGCCCCCCCACUGAUGGCUGCCCCCCAGUACCGGCCCCGGCCCGCCAACCCCGAUGAGAUUGGAAACUUCAUCGAUGAGAACCUGAAGGCGGCUGACACGGACCCCACGGCCCCCCCCUACGACUCCCUGCUGGUGUUCGACUACGAGGGCAGCGGCUCGGAGGCCACCUCGCUCAGCUCCCUCAACUCCUCCGCCUCCGACCGCGACCAGGACUACGACUACCUCAACGACUGGGGCAGCCGCUUCAAGAAGCUGGCGGACCUCUACGGCGGUGGGGAGGAGGACGACUAGGACACCCCCCCUUCCCUCCCGCCCUGGCCCAGCCGGGAGCCACCCGGUGCAGGUGGUUUUGCCUCAUUUCACCCCACCAGACUCAGGUCGGUCCUUGCCAGGGGGCUGCCAAAGCCCUUUCCAGCACCCUCUCGACCUGGUGUCCGUGUCCCGCCCCGUUCAGCGCAGGGGAAGCUCAGGGUCACUGGGACUGGGGGGGGGGGUUUGGGGAACCUGUGUAUUUCCUAGCUCCCUCAGCUCCAGGCAGGGCAUGGAGCCAUCUGUUCCCCAGCCUGGAGCCGAGGUGCUCCUGGCUGUGCGGGGCGGGAUCGGCUCCUGGCCUCCCCAUGCCCAAAUCCCACCGCGGGGCUGCCGGCCAGGGCUCGGCACCUCUCCUCUGGCAGGGGGAAAAAAGGUUUCUCUGGCAAUCUCCGAAAUACCUCGUGUUCCCAGCCCCAAAAUGACCAACAACCUGCUGCGCGCUUGGAUCGCAAACCUGGUGCCAGAGAAAUGGGGCAGCCCUGGCACCACGUGUCUGCCAGAGCGGGGCGAGCUGAUUGAUUAACACAGACCAAAGAUGUGCUGUCACAUGCUAUACGUGAAAGAAUUAUAUUUGAUAAAGUACUUAUAGGCAGAUUUCUGGUUUUUUGUAUCUCAGAUUAUGGUAUGAUUUCCUUCUGUGUCGUGCCAAGUGUAAUUAUCGUGCAGUCAAUGAAAGGCGCUUUUGGAAAUCAAACAGCUUUACUGAAAUUCUGAGCUCUGUGUUUAGCUCUUGUCAUGGUUUGUAUUUUAUAUUAUGGGAAAAGGGGCUGAUGCAGGGUGGGUAUAAUGGUGUAGUAUUAAUUGAUCGUAUGGUUUUUAUACAAAAUUAAACUAAUAAAUUGUUUUAAGAAAACCAAAA